AUUUGCGCUUCAUCGAUUGAGAUGGCAGCUGCCCAGUCUCUUUUGGAUGAAGUACAUGAGGGACUACCAGUGAGGCCGGCUGACACCAAUCUCUAUACGCUUGGAUCGAUCAGCAACCAUAACGUUGUCCUCGUUUGCUUGUCAAGUUGCAUUUACGGUAUCGCCUCCGCAGCCGUAAUAUCAAUCGGCUGCCGACUACCUAGCUUCUGCUCGGUUCAGUUUGUGUUGAUGGUCGGCAUUGGAGAAGGG
This is a messenger RNA of Aspergillus aculeatinus CBS 121060, 249 nucleotides long. RefSeq lists its product as uncharacterized. NCBI's taxonomy places the organism in Eukaryota, Fungi, Ascomycota, Eurotiomycetes, Eurotiales, Aspergillaceae. The annotation marks the transcript as partial. The record is from RefSeq and is a predicted model, not a curated record. The transcript has a single exon. Gene Ontology annotation, biological process: nucleoside metabolic process. Gene Ontology annotation, molecular function: catalytic activity.